AUGACGGCCACUACGAGCCAGUACGAGGAAGCAAACAUGCUAGACGGGCCAAAACCUCUCUACCAAGGAGAUGAUACUCGUCAUACUAGCAAGAUGGAGCUUGCUGGCUGGUAUUGUUAUGGCUGGGCGGCCGAGGUGUUUACUGUGUGUGCUAUGGGCUCAUUUCUGCCUAUCACCUUGGAGCAAAUGGCACGCGAUCGGGGCUUUCUGUUAUCUGAUAAAACCACGCCAUGUAGCCCAACAUGGCACUCCAAACAAAUCGAUCAACAAGCUGGGUAUGAGGCCCAAGGUGCGGAUACUGGCCAGUGCAUAAUCUUCAUCCUUGGUGCAGAGAUCAACACGGCGAGCUUCGCCAUGUAUAUAUUUUCCCUCAGUGUCCUGAUCCAAGCUAUAUUGAUCAUCUCCAUGUCGGGUGCAGCAGAUCAUGGGAGCUAUCGUAAAACGCUUCUGGUCGGAUUUGCCUUUGUCGGCGCUAUCGCAACCAUGUUGUUCCUCGCUGUUGUCCCUCAAGUUUACUUACUGGGCGCCGCCUUGGCGAUAAUUGCGAAUACUUGUUUUGGUGCAUCUUUCGUGAUGUUGAACUCGUUUUUACCAGUUCUUGUUCGUCACCACCCUUUGAUACUUGAAAAGUGCCGGAAAGUUCAACCUGAAAAUGGUGCUCAAUCAAUCCCAGAUUCUUCCACGCCUCUACUGGCGUCUGGCUCAGGUGAUCUGGAAUCUUCUGAAAACUUGACCUCCCAUGAACUCAGCCUAUCCACCAAGAUAUCUUCCUUUGGAAUUGGAAUUGGCUAUAUCGGGGCGGUGACCCUGCAGAUAAUACUCAUUGCCGUCGUUGUGAUUACCCAUCAAACCACCUUUUCUCUUCGCUUGGUCAUGUUUAUGAUUGGGCUAUGGUGGUUUGUAUUUACUAUCCCAGCUAAUAUAUGGCUCCGCGCUCGUCCCGGCCCACCUCUUCUAAGCAAUGGGAAGCCGCUCAAUUCAUGGGCAGCCUAUAUGAUCUAUGCAUGGGUAUCUCUAGGAAAGACUGUUAUGCGUGCAAGUCGUUUGAAAGAUCUUCUUCUCUUUCUCGGUGCCUGGUUCCUUCUCAGCGACGGUAUUGCUACUGUCAGUGGGACAGCAGUGCUUUUUGCGAAAACAGAACUCGCUAUGAAGCCUGCAGCGCUGGGCUUGAUCAACGUUAUUGUCAUGAUUGCUGGCGUGUGUGGAGCAUUUUCCUGGAGAUAUGUUUCUCGGCUGCUUCAUCUUAGCGCAUCGCAGACAAUUAUCGCCUGCAUUAUCUUAUUCGAACUGAUUCCCCUUUACGGCAUCCUCGGAUUUCUUCCCUCUGUGCAGAGUGUAGGCCUUGGAUUACGACAGCCAUGGGAGAUGUACCCGCUGGGGGCUGUUUAUGGCCUUGUAAUGGGUGGACUCUCGUCUUACUGCCGAAGCUUAUUUGCAGAGCUUAUACCACCUGGAUAUGAAUCAGCUUUCUUCGCCCUUUUUUCGAUUACUGACAAAGGUUCCAGUAUCUUUGGACCGGCUGUUGUUGGAGCUAUUACAGAUAAAUAUGGUGGCAUCAGACCAGCGUUUGUCUUUCUAGCUGUCCUAAUUUUCCUUCCACUACCAUUGAUGCUACUUGUGGACCUUGCUCGUGGGAAACGAGAUGCUCUUGCAUUGGCAGCUGAACUGAAUGCAAGACCUCAGUAUGAGGCUAACAGUACGCAGGCUUCAGAAGCAUCAGAAGAAUAG
Molecule: messenger RNA, 1728 nt
Organism: Penicillium taxi
Lineage: Eukaryota; Fungi; Ascomycota; Eurotiomycetes; Eurotiales; Aspergillaceae
Gene: atg22-1
Product: putative autophagy protein Atg22
Exons: 2
Coding region: 1-1728 (575 amino acids)
Biological process (GO): amino acid transmembrane export from vacuole
Source: RefSeq, a predicted model, not a curated record